AUGUUUGAUUAUCCGGCUCUAACACAAAAGAUUCCAACUGCUUUUGAGUUGGGAAAGUGUGACAAACAAGGGAACUCGGACAGCUCGGAGGACCCCGUCCAAAGGCUUGGCGUCCGCGAGGACGUCGCUCCACAAGAAGACAGAUUGGUUGGAAUAGACUGCAGACUUUACAUGCAUUUGUUUGGGAAACGCAUUGUAUGGUAA
This is a messenger RNA of Cylicocyclus nassatus, 204 nucleotides long. NCBI's taxonomy places the organism in Eukaryota, Metazoa, Nematoda, Chromadorea, Rhabditida, Strongylidae. The record is from the annotation of a GenBank genome assembly.